AGGAGUAGGAGGAGAGCAAGAAAGCUGAGGAUGCAGGUUUGGCUCCACAACACACAACCGCCCCGGUCGAAGCAGACGGCUUGAAGCGGCUGCGCCUCGGUGGAAUCCAACUUCCAGUGGGGGAGAUGCGCCCGCUACAGCUCUGAUUCUUCCCUCUUCACGUCCUUCUCCUCUUCCUCCUGUGCCGCCUCCUCCUCCUCCUCCUCCUCCUCCUCCACCUCCUCCCAUCUCUGGCGAGGAGCAUCCCGCGCACUUGAUUUGACUCCGACGGGCAGGAAGGCAGGCGGGCAGGCGGACUGACACAAGCCAGACACGAUGCGCGGAUCCCCCCGAUAUGGGACAGCUGUGGGAAUUAUAGUGAUCCUGGAGGCUCUGCUGCUCGCGAGCCGGGCUGCAGAGGGAGCGUCAACGCAACACCUCCUGGUUCAGUUGCAUGAGGACGCACAGGAUGAGGCGCACCAACUUGCAACACAACAUGGGUUCCAGAGUGCCCGAAAGCUUCCCUUCGGAGAAGGGCUCUUUCACUUCUAUCCUCAGGACACUUCAAAGAGGCGGAGCAAACGCAGCACUCGCAGCACUCACAGCAGACAGCGGCUCCAAAAGGACAGAAGGGUGAAGAACGUCUUUGAGCAGGAGGGCUUCAGCCGUCAGAAACGCGGCUACAGAAAUAUCAAUGAUAUUGAAGUCAACAUGAGUGACCCUCUGUUCACCAAACAGUGGUAUCUGAUAAACACAGGCCAGGCGGACGGGACCCCCGGGUUGGAUCUUAAUGUGGCCGAGGCCUGGCAACUGGGCUACACGGGCAAAGGAGUUACCAUCGCAAUCAUGGACGACGGUAUCGAUUAUCUACAUCCAGACCUGGCGUCCAAUUACAAUGCCGACGCCAGCUAUGACUUCAGCAGCAAUGACCCGUUCCCUUUUCCGCGCUACACAGAUGACUGGUUCAACAGUCACGGCACGCGGUGUGCUGGAGAGGUUUCCGCGGCCGCCAACAACAACAUUUGCGGUGUGGGAGUCGCCUACAACUCCAAGGUGGCAGGUAUCAGGAUGUUGGACCAACCUUUCAUGACCGACAUCAUCGAGGCCUCGUCCAUCAGCCACAUGCCGCAGGUUAUUGACAUCUACAGUGCCAGCUGGGGACCGACCGAUGACGGCAAGACGGUGGAUGGACCCCGAGAGCUCACGUUGCAGGCUAUGGCUGAUGGCGUCAACAAGGGUCGCGGGGGAAAAGGCAGCAUCUACGUCUGGGCGUCUGGAGACGGUGGUAGCUAUGACGACUGCAACUGCGACGGCUACGCCUCAAGCAUGUGGACCAUCUCCAUCAACUCCGCCAUCAACGACGGGCGAACCGCCCUCUACGACGAGAGCUGCUCCUCCACCCUGGCAUCCACCUUCAGCAACGGACGCAAGAGGAACCCGGAGGCUGGCGUCGCUACCACAGACUUGUAUGGGAAUUGCACGUUGCGUCACUCUGGGACGUCGGCAGCAGCUCCAGAAGCGGCUGGUGUUUUUGCUCUGGCUCUUGAGGCUAACCCGAACCUGACGUGGCGAGACAUGCAGCACCUGUCGGUCCUGACCUCGAAGAGGAACCAGCUCCACGACGAAGUCCACCAGUGGAGGAGGAACGGCGUGGGCCUGGAGUUCAACCACCUGUUUGGCUACGGCGUGCUGGAUGCCGGCGGCAUGGUGAAAAUGGCGAAGGAGUGGAAAACUGUGCCUGAGCGCUUCCACUGCGUUGCCGGAUCUGUUCAGGAGCCCCACAAAAUCCAAUCCGGCAAUAAGCUGGUGCUGGCUAUCGACACUGAAGCCUGCCAAGGGAAGGACAACUUUGUCCGCUACCUGGAGCACGUUCAGGCGGUCGUCACCGUCAACGCCAGCCGACGCGGAGACCUCAACAUCAACAUGACCUCCCCCAUGGGCACCAAGUCCAUACUGCUGAGCCGACGGCCCCGGGACGACGACUCCAAGGUGGGUUUCGACAAGUGGCCCUUCAUGACCACCCACACCUGGGGCGAGGACCCCCGGGGGACCUGGGUCCUGGAGGUGGGCUUCCAGGGCGAGGAGCCGCAGCGAGGCGUCCUGAAGGAGUGGACUCUCAUGCUGCACGGAACACAAAGUGCCCCUUAUAUAGACCAGAUAGUGCGCGAUUAUCAGUCCAAGCUUGCGAUGUCCAAAAAGGAGGAGCUGGAGGAGGAGCUGGACGAGGCCGUGGAGAGAAGUCUGAAGAGUCUGCUGAGUAAAAACAACUGAAGUCCAGAAUUUGCAUGUCGCCAGUUCUUUCACUUUCCCCCUCUCUGUAGUCACGCUCAGUCCUCCUCUGAAACCUCACUGCAUCUCCUUAGUUUUUCUCAGUCUCUUGUUACCCUCCCGUAUGUCUACCUCUCUCCCCUCAGCUUUUUGUUAUCGCGUGUUUCAAUUAGCCCCAUUCGAUGAAUGUUUCUUGUAAUCCAGUCACGAUGAAAAUGUAACCUCAAAUAAUCCGUUCUGCAUAGAGAAAGCAAACUCCAUCACCUGAAUUUUUACACUCUACAGAACUGUAUAUAAACCAAAUACAAGCCACUUUCUCAUGCUUUGACUGCCCUGCACCUUUCUUCUGCCAAAUGUUGUACAGUUUGUGACUGUAAAUGAUUUUCUGUGUCAUUCUACUUAAAGUUUAAUAUCUUGCAAACAGAGCAGUGAUAUGUCUUUCUGUUUAUAUUUUUGUGACAUGCACUGUUUAUAUAAACAAGAAAAGGAAUGUGUAAUUCA
Messenger RNA from Salarias fasciatus (jewelled blenny), 2748 nucleotides. It is a transcript of the gene pcsk2, whose product is annotated as proprotein convertase subtilisin/kexin type 2. Gene Ontology annotation, molecular function: serine-type endopeptidase activity. The transcript is spliced from 12 exons. The record is from RefSeq and is a predicted model, not a curated record. Bases 316 to 2250 code for a protein of 644 amino acids. Lineage: Eukaryota; Metazoa; Chordata; Actinopteri; Blenniiformes; Blenniidae. Gene Ontology annotation, cellular component: neuron projection; membrane. Gene Ontology annotation, biological process: peptide hormone processing.